This is a messenger RNA of Conger conger (European conger), 3191 nucleotides long. RefSeq lists its product as uncharacterized. NCBI's taxonomy places the organism in Eukaryota, Metazoa, Chordata, Actinopteri, Anguilliformes, Congridae. Gene Ontology annotation, molecular function: protein binding; zinc ion binding. The record is from RefSeq and is a predicted model, not a curated record. Bases 237 to 3134 code for a protein of 965 amino acids. The transcript has 13 exons.
CAAGUUUCUCACGCACAGAGACGCUUCAGUUACACUGGGAAUCUCAGGAUAUGUUCUCACUGCAUAUUCUUCAGAAAUUAAGGAAUUUCUAAAGGUAGAGAAACAAAAACAGACUGAGAAGCAGACAUUUAAAUAGAUUUAUGAAGUUUACCUGCAGUUACAGCAGUAAGUAAAAGUGAAACUAAACUGCAGAUUUAGCAGAAGCCAUUACUGAGCUCGGAACAGACGGAGACAGAAUGGCGUCUGGAUCUCCUUCUCUCCUGGAAGAGGAGCUCUCCUGUCCUGUGUGCUCUGAAAUCUUCAGGGAUCCUGUUCUCCUGAGCUGCAGUCACAGCUUCUGUAAGGCCUGUCUGCAGCAGUACUGGGAUCAGAAGGGAUCUCUGGAGUGCCCAGUUUGCAGGAGAAGAUCUUCAAAGGAACAUCCUCCCAUUAGCCUGUCUCUGAGGAAUAUCUGUGAAAUGUUCUUAAAGGAGAAAAGUCAGAGAGCUAAAGCAGGAUCUGAAGUGCUCUGCAGUCUGCACAGUGAGAAACUCAAACUCUUCUGUUUGGAGGAUCAAAUACCCAUCUGUGUUAUCUGUCAGACUUCAAAAAAACAUGAAAACCACAAAGUGCGACCAGUUCAGGAGGCUGCAGAAGAGUAUAAGGAGAAACUCAGGACUGCACUGGCUCCACUGCAGGAGAAGCUAAAAGCCUUUAAUGCAGUGAAGCUAAUCUGUGAUCAAACAGCAGAGCACAUCAAGAUCCAGGCCCAGCACACAGAGAGACAGAUAAAGACGGAGUUUGAGAAACUUCAGCAGUUCCUAAAAGAUGAAGAGGCAGCCAGGAUCACUGCACUGAGGGAGGAAGAGGAGCAGAAGAGUCGGAUGAUGAAGGAGAAGAUCGAAAAGAUGACAGAAGAGAUAUCAUCCCUUUCAGAACAGAUCAGAGCCUUAGAACAGGAGCUGGGAGCUGAAGACGUCUCAUUCCUGCAGAACUACAAGGACACACAAAACAGAGCCCAGUGCACCCUGGGGGAUCCAGAGACGGUCUCAGGAGCGCUGAUUGAUGUGGCCAAGCACCUGGGCAAUCUGAAGUACAGAGUGUGGGAGAAGAUGCUGGGGACUGUUCAAUACACUCCUGUGACUCUGGACCCAAACACAGCACAUCCUGAACUCUCACUGUCUGAGGAUCUGACCAGUGUGAGAGGCAGUGAUGAGGGACAGCAGGUUCCUGAUAAUCCAGAGAGAUUUGAUUGGUGGGGGUGUGUGCUGGGCUCUGAGGGAUUCAGCUCAGGGAGACACUGCUGGGAUGUAGAAGUGGGGUGUGUGGCCUGGCUGGUGGGUGUGGUUAAAGAGUCCAUCAGCAGGAAAGGGCGUGUGGAUGUGAGCCAAGCAGGAAAACUGUGGAGUAUAGCCCUGUACGAUGGGGAAUACAAAGCCAUGACCUCCCCACCUACAGACCUCACUGUGCAGAGGGACCUCCAGAGGGUCAGAGUGCAGCUGGACUGGGACAGGGGGGAGGUGUCAUUCUCUGACCCCAGUGACAACACUCCUCUCUAUACUUUUAAACACUCCUUCACUGAGAGACUGUUUCCAUUCUUUGGGGGGACUGUGCGGAUCUGCCCACUGAAGGUGUCUGUGUGUGAUGAGGUAAGUCUGCAGAGAUCCUUCACCCCGACGCUGCUGCGUAACAGUGACUCUACCGCCCUCUAUUGGCAUCAGAACUAUUUAUUUACUGAGCUCAGAACAGACGGAGACAGAAUGGCGUCUGGAUCUUCUCUCCUGGAAGAGGACCUCUCCUGUCCUGUGUGCUCUGACAUCUUCAGGGAUCCUGUUGUCCUGAGAUGCAGUCACAGCUUCUGUAAGGCCUGUCUGCAGCAGUACUGGAAACACAAGGGAUCCCAGGAGUGCCCAGUUUGCAGGAGAAGAAAUUCUACGGGUAAUCCUCCCUAUAACCUGUCUCUGAGGAAUAUCUGUGAGACGUUCUUAAAUGAGAGAAGUCAGAGAGCUAAAGCAGGAUCUGAAGUGUUCUGCAGUCUGCACAGUGAGAAACUCAAAGUCUUCUGUUUGGAUGAUCAAAUACCCAUCUGUGCUAUCUGUCAAAUUUCCAAAAAACAUGAAAACCACAAACUGCUACCAGUUCAGGAGGCUGCAGAAGAGGUUAAGGAAAAACUCAGGACCUCACUGGCUCCACUGCAGGAGAAGCUAAAAGCCUUUAAUGCAGUGAAGCUAAUCUGUGAUCAAACAGCAGAGCACAUCAAGAGCCAGGCCCAGCACACAGAGAGACAGAUAAAGAUGGAGUUUGAGAAACUUCAGCAGUUCCUAAAAGAUGAAGAGGCAGCCAGGAUCACUGCACUGAGGGAGGAAGAGGAGCAGAAGAGUCGGAUGAUGAAGGAGAAGAUUGAAAAGAUGACAGAAGAGAUAUCAUCCCUUUCAGAACAGAUCAGCGCCUUAGAACAGGAGCUGGGAGCUGAAGACAUCUCAUUCCUGCAGAGCUACAAGGACACACAAAACAGAGCCCAGUGCACCCUGGGGGAUCCAGAGAAGGUCUCAGGAGCGCUGAUUGAUGUGGCCAAGCACCUGGGCAAUCUGAAGUACAGAGUGUGGGAUAAGAUGCUGGGGACUGUUCAAUACACUCCUGUGACUCUGGACCCAAACACAGCACAUCCCAAACUCUCACUGUCUGAGGAUCUGACCAGUGUGAGACGCAGUGAUGAGAGACAGCAGGUUCCUGAUAAUCCAGAGAGAUUUGAUUGGUUGUGGGUGUUGGGCUCUGAGGGAUUCAGCUCAGGGAGACACUGCUGGGAUGUAGAAGUGGGGGGUGUGGGCUGGUGGGUGGGUGUGGUUAAAGAGUCCGUCAGCAGGAAAGAGGAUGUGGAUGUGAGCCCAGCAGGAGGAGUAUGGGGUAUAGGGGUGUACGAUGGUGAAUACAGAGCCCUGACCUCCCCACCUACACCCCUCACUGUGCAGAGGGACCUCCAGAGGGUCAGAGUGCAGCUGGACUGGGACAGGGGGGAGGUGUCAUUCUCUGACCCCAGUAACAACACUCCUCUCUACACUUUUAAACACUGCUUCACUGAGAGAAUGUUUCCAAUCUUUGGUUCUGUGGAGACUUUGCGGAUCUGUCCACUGGCUGUGUCUGUAAGUCUAAAAUAGCACUGUGGGAUUGUUUGAAAAUAUAGCAGUGGAAUCACUCCAGAGUGCUGCUCUUUU